Messenger RNA from Cyphellophora attinorum, 969 nucleotides. RefSeq lists its product as uncharacterized. The transcript is spliced from 3 exons. The record is from RefSeq and is a predicted model, not a curated record. Bases 1 to 969 code for a protein of 322 amino acids. Lineage: Eukaryota; Fungi; Ascomycota; Eurotiomycetes; Chaetothyriales; Cyphellophoraceae.
AUGGCGCCACCAGUAUUAGACCCUGAGGACUCCCGCAAGAUGUCGGCUCAAGCGAGUGACGUUGUCCCAACGCUGAUGAGCCUACCACCCGAGAUCCUCGAAAUCAUCUUGAGAAAAGUUUUCUCUGACCGAUGUCUACACGCCAGCAUGCGGCGUUUUCCCAGACUGAAUAUAAUGCUUCCCAAAGCUAUUCUGGUAUCGAAGGCGUACUUCAAGGUCGCCAAACAUGCAGCGUUACAAGACUCGAUGAUCAUUGUCAGAGACACGUGUUAUUUCUGGUCCAAGGACUGGCUCGAUGAGACUCUCGACAUCACAGUCUGCACAGACUUUCAGACCAUACAGUACCUCACCAUCCUCAACAUGAAUCAAAGCACCGACAAGCCCUACAUCGAGGUUCUGGAAGCCGUGCUCGAUGCUGUCCCGAACUUGCGGAGACUAGUUCUGGGCGCACUGAAUACCGUACGUCUGCAACGGGACGACUUCAUAUGUUUGCGACAGGAGCACUUCAGCUACGUGCCCGACGAUGAGUCGUGCACCGAUAACCUUGGUAACGUUGCCGUCGCUCUCCAUUCAAAGGGCGCCCUGGCCAUCAAGACUAGCUUCAUGGCACACUUCCUUCCAGACCGGUAUCCGUGGGACCCCUACGGGUGCUUUCUCGCUGCCGCUAUAGAGACAUGGUUGGUACAGGACGUUGGUGUUGAACUCUGUUUGGAGGCAGAGGUCGGAGGAGAAGUGGGCGGAGAAGACCCAGACCCUUUCUGGCAACCUUUUUGCUUGUGGGCUGCACGUCUGAACCUACGUCGAAAUACUUUGUCCAUCAUACCAGCAUGUGAGAACUCGAGGCAUGUUGAGGGUGGCGAGCCAGAGAGCAUGAUGAAGAUGGAUCCAUCGUUUUUGUUGGAUAGCCUCAAGAGUCCGAUAGCUCAGGGAAGACUCCGUGCGUAUAAGGCAGAGUACAGAAAAGACUAG